AACACGUUUAGCAGAGGGUAGCCAAUCCUUUCAGGAACUGGGCGUGGCUUCGGUUACUGUGGCAGCGGGGACGCUUAGUCCAGGCCUGAGGCCAGUUUAGAGGCUAAUGCUCCUCCCGUUCUUUGCAUGGCACCCAAGAAAGAGAAAGGCGGGACAACCACCACCGGCUCUAAGAUAUGGGAACCCUCGCUCAUAGCUGCACAAUUCAACCAGAACGACUGGAAGGGCUCCAUCGCUUUUGUCGUUGGAAACCGGAUCGAGGACGAGGUUCUCAUUCACGCUCUCACCCUCGCUGUCCAAGUUCCUCAGCGCAGACUCUUCAGUAUGGUCUCCUGGCAAGACAUCGUCCAGCAGGUCGAUGGAUCAAGUGCAGUUUUUGGAAGUACAUCUAAAAAGGCAAAGAAACCUCUAGGUGGUAAUGCUCCCUUAUAUUCUGAGGUGUUAACGGCAGCAAAAGCAAUUAUGGACAGCGGAGAGAAAUUAACCUUACCAUUGAUAGGGAAACUCUUGAAAUUUCAGCUUCUUCAGAUUAAGUUGAAAGACCAACAGCGACGGGAAAGCGAAAAGAAGGUCAUAGAAGACAGAUUUAAGAUAGAAAAGGAUAAAGUGAAAGCAAAAUCUCCCAAGGAGAAGAAGUCCCCAUCUGCCAAGGCUGCCAAAGGAAAGGGAAAGGACCAGACAGAGGCAAACACUGCCGUGAAAAAGACCACCCAGUUAGUGAGGAGGGGGGAAGAGGAUGACAUCAAACAAUACAUUGAUGAUGAGCCAGAUGACGGUGCCCAGCAUUACUUUAUAGUCGUGGGCUUCAGCAAUCCUCAGCUAUUGGCGAUCAUGACGGAGCUUGGCAUUCCCAUAAGCAGCGUGAUUAAAAUAUCUUCAGAGAAUUAUGAACCUCUGCAGACACACCUGGCAGCAGUUAGCCAACAGCAGGAAAGUUUUCUUCAGCCAGAAGAAAUAGAAGCUGAAAAACUGAAGAAAGAGAAUGGCAUAAAAGAACUUGAAAUCUUCUGGAAGUACUUGGAACCAAUCCUGAAUAACCAGAAACCAGAAACAAAUCUCUUUGAUGUCGCUCAGCUUGAAUACACAGUCAAGGCUGACAAGUUUCCUUCUGACUGGUCAGACAGCGAGAUGUUGCUGGGAUUGGGCACCGAAAUUUUUGAAAAUGUUGCCUGUCUGAUGUACGACACCCUGGAUUGGAAAAGGCAGCACCAGCACUAUUUGGAAAGCAUGCGGCUUAUUAACGUCCCACAGGUGGUUAGUGAGAAGUCUGUCUUUGAAGUGACGUUGAUUCCUGAGCCUCCACAACCUGUUGUUGCAAUCCCUGGAAAGAAGAAAACACAACCAUAUGAAGAGCCACAGAUUCCAGCUCCUCCUCCAGCAACACUGCUACCACCACCACCAGGCAUAAAUGGACAGCACAUUUUAACUGAACAACAAUAUUUUGCAUCUUUUACAGUGGCUUCCGUCAUCACAAAUGAAGUAGACAUGAGAUACUACAAUGAUUUGCUGAACCCAAUCCCAGAAGAAUUCAUUUCUGUGCCCUUGAUACUGCAUUGUAUGCUGGAACAGGUUGUAGCAAGUGAAGAAGAUCUUGUCCCACCAAGUCUGGUAGAGCUGCCUCCCAGGGCAGAUGGGUUGGACUACAGAAUAGCAGCUCACAUCGUAUCCAUCUUGCCCUCUCUCUGUCUGACAGAGAGGGAGAAAAAGAAUCUCCAUGAAAUAUUCUUAUCUGAAGAAGAAAAUGAAAGCAAACCAGUGCAAACAGGCCCUCUCCUGCUUAACUAUCAUGAUGCCCACGCCCACAAGAAGUACAUGCUAAAGGACCUAAAGAAUUUUGAUCCAGUUCAAAUUGAGCAAGAGAUGCAGUCCAAGUUGCCACUGUGGGAAUUCCUUAAAUUCCCUCUGCCCCCGCCAUGGAAUAGCACGAAACGUCUAGCUACAAUUCAUGAGCUCAUGCACUUUUGUACAAGUGAAGUCUUGAGCUGGAAUGAAGUAGAACGAGCCUUCAAAGUGUUUACUUUUGAGAGCCUGAAACUCUCUAAGGUUGAUGAAGAUGGAAAUCUAAAGCGUUCUAAAAUGAUGUAUGGGACAGAUUCUGAGAUGUUCAACAUACCAUGGGACAACCCUGCCAGAUUUGCUAAACAGAUAAGGCAACAGUACAUCAUGAAAAUGAAUACCCAAGAAGCCAAACAGCAAACAGAUGAUGGAACCAAAGACAGAAUUUUAUUUCUGAAUAAGAAUUGGUCAACACCUAUGCCAGAUGAUGAGCUCAACAAAAAACCAUCAGAUUAUCGCCAGCCUGGUAGUAACAAGAAAUCCUUAGACUCUGAUAAUAGACAACCAACAGAGCAGGAGACAAACUUGAAGUCUCAGCUCCAACCUGAGACUCUGGAGCAGACCAUGAACAAUGAGAUCAAAGAUGAAGCGGUCACAAAUGCUGAUCUUCUUGAAAAGAAACCAAAGAAGAUGACUGUAGAAGCCGAGUUAGAGGACAUAAAGAAAACCCAGCAACGCAAUCUAAUGGACUGGAGUUUUACUGAACAUUUUAAACCAGAAGUUCUGCUUCAGGUUCUUCAAGAAGCCAGUCAGCAAUACAGGUGUGUUGAUUCUUAUUACCAUACACAAGACAACUCUUUACUGUUGGUCUUUCAUAAUCCAAUGAAUUUACAGCGUCUGCAUCACGAAUAUUGGAACGCUGGCCUUCACUCUAAUGUUGGAUUCAGAAAUUAUUUGGAACUUGUUGCAAAAUCCAUUCAAGAUUGGAUCAUAAAAGAAGAAGCUAUAUAUCAGGAAACCAGAAUGUCUGAUGAAAUCAAUAAAACCAAGUAUGAGCUGGAAAUAAAAUCUUCUGUUGCUACCAAAGUUUCUUCUACUAGCAAAAUUUAUUCUAUUAAAAAAUCUAAAAGUAACAAAGGAAUGAGCAAAACAGAAAUAUCAGAUCAAGAAAAAGACAAAGAAAAAGAGAAGGAAAAGAUUAAUUUUAUUUUAGAAGGCUCUCUCAAGGCCUGGAAAGAAGAACAAGAUCGGUUAGCUGAAGAGGAACGCUUAAAGGAAGAAAAAAAAGCAGAAAAGAAGAGUAAGGAGGCUGGUAAAAAGAAAGGCAAGGAAAAGCUAGAAAAAGAAGAUAGUAAGAUUUUGAAGAAAAAAUCUUUUAUAAAGGAGAAAUUGAAGGAAGAGCAAAUGAAGAUCCCAGAAGUAACAGAGGAGCCCCUCCAGGAACCAGAACCUGAGAUAGUUUACCCGUUUCAUGGAUACAACAUGGGAGAAAUACCUGUGCAAAUCUCAGGAACAAAUUAUUAUCUGUAUCCUUCUGAUGGAGGGCAAAUUGAAGUAGAAAAGACAACAUUCGAAAAAGGUCCAACAGUUAUCAAAAUGAAAGUGAAAAAGGACAAGCACAAUUUUUUAAUUCACUUAAGAGACCCUAGGAAAAUUGUGGAAAAGGAGAAAAAAGAAGAGGAUUAUUCUUCAGAAGAUGAGAAAGAAGAAGGAGGAGAGCAAAACUUCAAAGCAGAAGAAUCAAAUAAAGAGAAUAAAGCUGUCAGCAAGUUUGGAUCUUUUUCUGCCACCUUGGAAAAUGGAAUCUGCCUCUCAAUAAGUUACUAUGGAUCAAGUGGAUCAGCACCAGAGGAUAAGGAUCCUAACUUGGAAUCUAUGUUGAAUAUCCCAUCAGUACAUACUCCAACAGUAAUUCCUGUUACAGUGAGUAUUCCUCAAGGCAAGGGAAAAGGGAAAACAAAAGGCAAAGAAAAACCCAAAGAAUCUCUUAAAGAAGAGGAGCACCCAAAAGAAGAAGAGAAAAAGGAAGUAGAAGAACCAGAGCCUGUUUUACAAGAGAGUCCUCAUGUUCCCGUCUUCCAAAACCUGAAUGUGUCUUGCCCCAAUGGGCUCCAAGUGACCUUCACUGGGCAAGAGUCCCCAGGUGAGUAUCAUUGUACUGUAGAUGAGGAACCCACUUGGGAUAUCAUGGUCCGACAGAACUACCCCCAGAAGGUGAGGCACUAUGAGUUCUACAAAAUGGUGAUGCCACCGCUGGAGCAGGAAGCAUCGAGAGUUAUCACCAGUCAAGGGACUGUUGUCAAAUACAUGCUGGAUGGAUCCACACAGAUUCUCUUUGCAGAUGGGACUGUGAGCAGUAGUCCCGAUUCAGGUCCUAUCAGUCUUCCUACUGACAUGCCAGCCAGUGCUCACAGUGCUGACUUGAUGGACACAAUUUCUCAGCAGAAAUCAGAAACAGCACCAUCGGAGACUGUCAUCACAAAGAAAGGAAAAAUUCAGAAAAAUCAGUCAUCUAUGGCACAUAAAAAUGAAAGCCAUGAACUUCCCCCAGAAACAGUUCAAACAAUAACUCCUAUGGAUGUUCACUUAGGCACCUGGUUUACAACUACACCUCAAGGAAAUCGGAUUGGCACCAAAGGAUCAGAAAGAAUAGCAGACUUGGCCCCAUUUUUAUCCUUUAAAGCCACAGAUCCUAUCAAUGGAACGGUUAUGACAACUCGAGAAGACAAAGUGAUCAUCAUUGAAAAGAAAGAUGGUACUCGGAUCGUGGAUCAUGCUGAUGGUACCAGAAUCACAACCUUUUAUCAAGUUUAUGAAGAUCCGACUAUUUCUUCGGAGGAUCAAGAGACAGCCGAAGGUCCUCAGAGGAUCGCCAGGCAGGUGAAGUGCAUGCGGAUUGAAAGCUCGCACUACGCCACCAUCAUCACCAACUGCGAGGACAGUAGCUGCUGCGCCACCUUUGGGGACGGGACGUCCAUCAUUGCAAAGCCACAGGGAACGUACCAGGUGUUACCACCAAACACAGGCUGUCUUCAUAUUGCUAGGGACUGUUCAGCUAUAUAUUGCCAUGAAUCAAGCAGUGACAUAUACCAUCCUUUUCAAAAACGUGAGCAGCUGAGAGCCAGCAGGUAUAUCAUGAAACACACGUCAGAGGUUAUCUGCGAGGUCAUGGAUCCUGAAGGAAAUACCUUUCAGGUCAUGGCUGAUGGUAGUGCAUCAACCAUCCUACCUGAAAACAACUUGGAAGAUGAUUUAAAUGCAAAAGCUGAAGGUUAUGACAGUUUGUCAUCUACUCACCUUCAUAAGAAUCAUCUGCAAAUCUAUGGUGAACAUGUCCCCAGGUUUUUUGUUAUCUAUGCUGAUGGAUCAGGACUGGAGCUUCUUCGGGACAGUGACAUAGAAGAGUACCUCUCCUUGGCAUAUGGAGAAUCAACUACCGUAGUUCUUCAAGAGCCAGUACAGGAACAACCAGGUGCCCUGAGCAUCACCGUCCUUCGCCCUUUCUGUGAAGUGUCACCGUGGCUAAUGAAGAAAGAAUUAGAUACGAUUGUUCCUCCUAAUCUCCAGUCAAGGACGUGGGAGACCUUUCCCUCAGUUCAGAAAAAAACUCCAGGACCUCCGUUUGGCACUCAGAUUUGGAAGGGCCUCGACAUUGGCUCCAAACAAUUAGUGAACACUCCAGCCCCUAUACUGGAGAGCCCCAAUGUGCUACAGAUACGCCAGUUCAUCCAGCAUGAGGUCAUAAAGAAUGAGGUGAAACUGAAACUGCAGCUUUCCCUGAAGGACUAUAUAAACCAUAUUCUCAAGAAAGAAGAUGAGUUUCAGGAAAUGACAGUUAAAGAUUCCAGAACUGAGGAGGAGAGAGGCAACGCUGCAGACCUCCUCAAGCUGGUUAUGUCUUUCCCUAAAAUGGAGGAAACUACAAAAAGUCAUGUUACUGAAGUUGCAGCCCACCUAACUGAUCUGUUUAAGCAAUCUUUGGCUAAUGCUAUGGAAUGUCCACCAGAAACCUUUGAGACAGAUUUCCUUGAAAAGAAAUUAAGGCACACAGAGACGACAAAGCACUGGAAAGAAAAGUUAGCUCAAAAGAGGAAGGAAAUUGAAAAAACACAGAACUAUCUAAAGGAAAUUAGGAGCAAAGCAAUAUCACCCUACUUCAAAUCUGAACUGAGCAAGCUUUAUCAGUCUCAGUUUAAUUAUCUGGACACCCUUUCCAAAAACUUGCCUCCUUUUACAAAGAAAGAUGAGGAUGCAAGCAAAGAAGCCGCUCAAGAUACAUCCAGUCUUCCUCCAGAUUUCCAGAAAAAUGAAGUUUCAAAACAGGAAUCCUCAGAUAUACUUAGUGUUUCAAAAUCAGAGAACCUUGAAGAUACCAAGGAGCCUGCUAGCCAAAAGCAAACUGAAAAUUUAACAGUAUCUAUCAAAGAACCAGAAUCGUGUAUGCCUCUGAAAAUCCCAACCCAGUCAAUGCUGCAGGAUGUGGCAGGACAAGCAAGAAAACAGAAAGUGAGGCUACCUCACUACUUGCUGAGUUCCAAGCCCAAGUCUCAGCCUCUCACAAAGACGCAAGAUUCUGUUGGAGGAAGAGUGAGAACAUCCUCUGUGGCAUCUGCUGCCAUUAAUAAUAUAAAUUCAUCUCCCUUUGGAUUCCAUCUUCUCCCACCUGUGGUGAAAUUUGGAGUGCUCGAAGAAGGACACACGUAUGCCACCACUGUAAAGCUCAAGAAUGUUGGAGUGGACUUCUGCAGGUUUAGGGUGAAGCAGCCUCCACCCAGCACGGGACUGAAAGUGACUUACAAACCUGGGCCUGUGGCGGCUGGUUUGCAGGCAGACCUGAGAGUGGAGUUAUUCGCCAUGGCUGUCGGGGAGGAUGGCACCAAGGGAUUGGCUCACAUCUCUCACAAUAUAGAGAUUAUGACUGAGCAUGACGUCCUGUUCUUACCUGUGGAAGCAACAGUUUUAACAAGCAGCAAUUAUGAUAAGAGACCAAAAGAUUUUCCCCAGGGAAAAGAAAAUCCCACGGUCCAGAGGAUUUCUACAAUUUCUUCCUCUGCACUCGGAGUCUUCAUGUCCCGUAAAAUUUCUCCACAUUAG
Molecule: messenger RNA, 6870 nt
Organism: Capra hircus (goat)
Lineage: Eukaryota; Metazoa; Chordata; Mammalia; Artiodactyla; Bovidae
Gene: SPAG17
Product: sperm associated antigen 17
Exons: 48
Coding region: 127-6870 (2247 amino acids)
Biological process (GO): epithelial cilium movement involved in extracellular fluid movement; axonemal central apparatus assembly
Cellular component (GO): axonemal central apparatus
Source: RefSeq, a predicted model, not a curated record